AUGAUUGAUGGAGGAUGUCUUCAAAUUAAAUCAUCAAGUACUAACAUAGGACCAAUACUGGGAGCAUUGUUAGGUGGACUGCUUAUUGGUGUAGUAAUAACAUCUGGCUUUGGAUUCGUCACGUAUAAGAGAUUCCGUUCUAAUGUUGAACAGCGCAAAGAACCUCUGGUUUUGUUUUCGAUGAAUGAUACAUACGGUAGAACAAAAAAUGACGAUAUUCUUCCUGAGGAAUCGCACGUGCAUCAGCAUGAGCAGGAAAGAGUUGUCAAUGUGUAUCCUCUCACUGGAUCAGAAGAUUUGCCGGAAUACGGCAACAUUGCAAGAAAACAAAAUGUAAUGAAAGUCACAGAUGACUUUUACAACCAUUUGAACGAGAACGACAAAAACAAAGAUGAUGACAACUACGAUCACGCGUGUGCAGCAGCUACUAGCGGUCAUGUAAACGAUUUGAGCGAUUUCAGUAGUCAUCAUGGAAUAGACGACUACGAAUUUUUAACUGGAACAGGAACGAAUGUUUAUGCCAAUGUUUAAUAACUAAACUAUGUUUUGUUUUUGCCCUUCAGGCAUGUUUUCCACCCAAUCUUAAAUCGACAUACACCACCAA
Messenger RNA from Magallana angulata, 604 nucleotides. RefSeq lists its product as uncharacterized. The coding region runs from base 1 to 531 and encodes 176 amino acids. The transcript is spliced from 4 exons. NCBI's taxonomy places the organism in Eukaryota, Metazoa, Mollusca, Bivalvia, Ostreida, Ostreidae. The record is from RefSeq and is a predicted model, not a curated record.